AUGGGAGCAAAAUGUUGUAUUCAACAACCUAUAUUAAAUCAUCAAAUUUAUAGUAAUAAUCAAAAUCAAACUCAUGUAUAAGUUGAAUAAAUUCAAUACAUAACUAAAGAGAAUUAAAUUAUAAUAUCUUAAGAAGUUUGUGCUGAAAUAACAGAUGAAAAGAAAUAAGAGUUGGAACAAAUAAAAAGUGAGAAGGAUCAUCCAGUUAAUUAUAAAUAAUAAUAAAAAUAAGAUAUUUAAAAAGUGAUUGAAGUCUCUUAAUAACUUUAGCAUCCUGAUUUAAGACUAUAUGAAUAGCCAAUUGAAAUAACUAAUAAUAACAUAAAAAGAACUCUUGAAAGAAUAGGAAAAUACAUUCCAAUAUAAUAAUAAAUUUAAAUUAAUGGUUAAACCCAGCCUCCUUAUUAAAUAAAAGGUGAAGUUAUAUAUAUAGGCACUUGGGAUGGUUUAAAAAGAGAAGGUUUUGGUAAAUAAUUUUGGUAGGAUGGAUCUAUAUAUGAAGGUUAAUUUUAAAAUGAUAUGAUUACUGGACAUGGCAGAAUAAUAUAUGUCGAUGGUGAUGCUUAUGAAGGUUUUUGGAUGAAUGGUAAUGCUAGAGGAUUUGGAAUAUAUUAUCAUUAUGAUGGUGCAAGAUAUGAAGGAUAAUGGUUGGAAAAUCUAUAAGAAGGAGAAGGUAAAGAGUAUUGGACAGAUAAUUCAUUUUUUGAAGGAUAAUAUAAAUCAGGUAAAAAGAAUGGAAUUGGUAUUUUUACUUGGAGUGAUGGUGCAAAAUAUCAAGGAACCUUUGUUGAUAAUUAAAUUCAUGGAUAAGGAGAAUAUACUUGGGCUGAUAAAAGGAGAUAUUAAGGAGAAUGGAAAGAAAAUAAAAUGGAUGGAAAAGGAACCUUUAUUUGGCCAGAUGGUAAAAGAUAUUUAGGUAUUUAUAUUUUAUAUAAAUCAUUCCAGGAGAAUAUAAAGAGGAUAAAAAAUGUGGAUAUGGAGAAUUUUAUUGGCAAGAUGGAAAAAUAUAUAAAGGUUAUUGGAAAGAUGGAAAAUAACAUGGCAAAGGAGAAGUUAUAGAUCCAAGUGGCAACAAAUAAACAGGAGAAUGGUGUGAUGGAAAAAAAGUAUGA
Messenger RNA from Paramecium sonneborni, 1112 nucleotides. The record is from the annotation of a GenBank genome assembly. Lineage: Eukaryota; Ciliophora; Oligohymenophorea; Peniculida; Parameciidae.